AUGGCUGCGCUCCACACAUCUCCUGUUGAUCCCUUUUAGACCUUCAGGUACCUCCUUCAACACAUGGAGUGACAAUGAUGACUCGAAGUGUGGCCAUAAUCAACAUUCAGCAGAGAUUCGACCACCUCUAGCUUGAAGUCAUUUAGCCUGACAUUCUUCACGACAUCUUUGUACAGCUUCCAAGCGUUCACAACAGCUGUUUGCGUAAUUAAGUGGAAAAAACCUCUUGUACCACUUCAUGGUUCUGCACACAAAUGGCGUGUAUGAUGCCAUCUGAUCAGCCAGGUCGACGAAACCCUUCAUUUCAUUGUAGUCACCCACGACUUCCGGUUUCCGAGACGUUCACACCGCUGCAUUAGGUUUUGUAGAGACCACAUACAGGUCCCUUUUAUCUCUCAAUUUGAGCACAAGCAUUCCAUUCGACAGAGCCAGGCGGCUAGUGGCGCACGACUUGUCCGCUCUCUCUUAGAGAGGCAAUGUAAAUUCACAUAUUCCAAGUUUCACCAAUAACAAGCGAUGAGUCUUAUUACCCUUAGUCCUCCCUUUCUACAGCCCUCUAGGCCUCUAGGUAGCAAUUUGCUACCUUUGCUUUACAAGUGAAUCAAAGCUGUUUCUAUUUCGCGUAGAGGGAGCAGACAAGCUAGCAGGGCACCCCCUGUCGGCUACUCUCUUCAUUAACCAACGUAAUAAACUUUUGAUGUUGCCUCUCGAUGGUUUAAAUCGCAGAAGGUUCUGCUAAUCAGGUAUUGUAAUAAAUUGCAACAUAUUAUUCAAGAAAAUGAAAACUUCAUCAAAACGAAAAAUAUCCUAAAUUUUGACCCAGAAACUUCCCAACACCUGCAAGCUCUCGCCCUGCAGUUACAUUCACGACUAGUCCAAGAAACCUUAUCCGCCUUCACAGCCUCAGUUGACUCAUUAAUUGAGUCACUAACUGAUGAGCAAGAAGCGCAGGCUCAUGAACAUAUUGAGACGGCGCAUACGAUACUGGAGGAAGCACAACUUGCUGCCGUCGAUAUAGAAGCGAGGCGUUUGAGCACCCGUGAUCACGAACAUUUAUUAUACCUAUGGCAACAAGUGGUUUGA
Haemonchus placei is the source of this 1083-nucleotide messenger RNA. NCBI's taxonomy places the organism in Eukaryota, Metazoa, Nematoda, Chromadorea, Rhabditida, Trichostrongylidae. The record is from the annotation of a GenBank genome assembly.